UACGCUACCGCCAGACAGACACACAUUCUUCCAUUCAGUCAGUUGGCUUGUCUGACGCUAAAGAGCAAGCCUACUAUAACCUCUCCUCUCUCGGGAUUUGUUUGGAGAGAAAGAACGUUGUUUCUGUACAGAAAAAGAAAACAUGUCUGUAUCUUGGUAAUUUUGAAUGCGCCUGGAGAAAGUUAGAUGUACUAUUUUCUUGCAAAAACGUGGACACAAUGUGACAAUGUUGACCAAUAGACUGGGUUAUCCAUGACGGAUUGGUAAAGAACUGGACAGUAAUCAAGGAAAAAGGGACUUAAAAAUGGGGAAACUUCAGUCCAAACAUGCGGGUAAACGCAGAGAGAACCCUGAAGGAGACAGUUUUGUUGUGAACGCUUUCCUCCGAAGAGGGAUGGAAGAAUGCGGGAGGUACUGCGACUCGGAUCACAAACUGAAGAACAUUCAGGAGUUUCCACAUAGUGAGCUGAAGGAUAGACAGUCCUUAGACCAUCACUGCCCCCUAGAGGUGGUGCUGCCUCCAGAGAAGGCUGCUGAGGGCUGUAACAGUUACCUGCAGUACCCCCAUUCAGACCCAGACCCAGACAGGCUGCUACUGAGAGGAGGGGAUGCAGGCAAAGCCUCUGGGAAGAAACGCAUCAGCCUGGAUGACCUAGAGUGUGACAUAUCAGUGGAGGAAGAUAAUCGUCAGGAAUGGAUCUUCACCCUUUACGACUUUGACAACAGCGGCAAAGUUACUAAAGAGGACAUGUCCAGUCUGAUGCACACCAUCUAUGAUGUGGUGGACGCCUCGGUCAAUCACUCGUCCUACCACAGUGAGAGGAAGACCCUACGGGUCAAACUGACCGUCACACCAGAGCCCAGCGCUCGCAGAAGAGACCACAUCUCCACUGGACCAGACCGGGAGUCCAGUCGCCUUCACCAGGAGGAAGGCCGAUCAGCAGACAGACGGCUUUCUCCUCACAUCAGGCCAGCCCACCCAGGUCAGAGCAGUGAGCCACCCUCCCCAGAGGGACAGCAUUACUGUGUGGAUGAGAACACUGAGAGGAGGAAUCACUAUCUGGACCUAGCCGGUAUAGAGAACUACACCUCCAGGUUUGAAGGAUCCACCCCUCCCCCGCCCCCCCAGGAGACUCAUGUGCGGACCUCCCAGUCCCAGAACCGCUCCCGUUCCCAGGAGCCCGAGGCCCACGCCGCACAUUCCUACCAGCGCCGCUCGCAGGUCAUCGGUGAGAACUACACCCCUCUAGAAGCCCGGGGUCGGAGCGCGGCGCACUUCCUCAAGUCCCCCAAAGGAACAUCUAAAGGAGCCGGCGGCGGAGGGACCAACGGGGGAAUUGAAAGGGGCAAGGCCAGUAAAUGCCACGGCGGGGGGUACUACCCUCCUCACCCUCCUCAUCUCCAGACCGUGCUGCAUACAGGGAACUCCUCAUCUGGGGGUCACGGAGGACAGGAUGUGUACCACCUCCCCCAUCUCCCCCACCAGCCCCUGCCCUCCUCCAGCCACCACCAGCACCCUCUGCAGCACAGCCACAGCAAACGGCUCCGGGCCAAAGCCAGGGAGGGUCAGGGCCUGUCCCCGUCCAAAACGCCCCUGUCCCCUCACUCCCAUCCCCAGCAUCAGCAGCAGGCUCCCCCGCCUCCUCCUUCCCUUGAGAGGGAGAGGGAUCAGGGGUCUUGCCCGCCCGGCAGCCCUGGGUCCUUUGUGUUGCCUCUGGUGCAGCGUCACGAGCACCACCACCACCACGAACACCACCACCACCACCACUACCACCAUCACCACCAGACAUGACCCAAUAGGGCCGCAGUCUCGGUCAGAGUCACAGUAACAGUCAAAGGACCGACUGACCACACCCGUCUGUCUGAAAAAGGACUCAACCUCCUCACCCAAUGGGAAUGUUUCCACUUCUGUCCUGAGGCUGCCCAGUCUGAGAUGGCACCCUAUUCCCUAUAUAGUGCACUACUUUUGACCAGAGCCCUAUUGGUUAGCCCUGACGCUAACCCUGUAGACCUUGGCCAAAUGUAGUGCACUAUAUAACACAGUGCCAUUCAGACAGCCCAGGAUCUGAACCCUCCUCCAUUUUGUGCCAGGCAGGCUGCCAGAGCCAGACAGUUUCCCUGAGAUGUCCUGGGAUCAGACACACCGAUGGAAACUGGAGUGUGGCUGACCUGACUGCUGUAGGUAUUGGAUUGUAGAGGGUUGCUGAAGACAUGCUGGUGCAGUUUUGUAAGACGUUUUCUAUGGCACAGUUCUGAAUCUGAAUUAAAUGAGUUUAAACGUCCUGCUGGACUAAGCUACUCCUCUCUACACAUGGACCAAGCUACUCUACACAUGGAUGUUCACAAAGGGAUACCAGAAACAGUACAGCUCUAUGUGGACAGAGGUCAGAGGUUGUCAAAAGUGACAUCAUUUCCUCCUUGGUGUUCACCCAUAGAUUUGCUUGUUCCCAGAAGCUAAGUAUUGUCUCGUUCAUCCCAAAUGGUACCCUAUUGCCUUUAUAGUGCACUACCUUUGACCAGGGCCCAUAGGGCUCUAGUUUAAAGUAG
Coregonus clupeaformis (lake whitefish) is the source of this 2547-nucleotide messenger RNA. RefSeq names its product NKD inhibitor of WNT signaling pathway 2b (gene nkd2b). Lineage: Eukaryota; Metazoa; Chordata; Actinopteri; Salmoniformes; Salmonidae. Gene Ontology annotation, molecular function: calcium ion binding. The transcript has 10 exons. The coding region runs from base 305 to 1792 and encodes 495 amino acids. Gene Ontology annotation, biological process: negative regulation of Wnt signaling pathway. Gene Ontology annotation, cellular component: cytoplasm. The record is from RefSeq and is a predicted model, not a curated record.